AUGCGUGAAGUGAUCUCUAUCCAUGUGGGACAAGCAGGUGUACAGAUUGGUAAUGCUUGUUGGGAACUGUACUGCCUCGAACAUGGAAUACAGCCAGAUGGUCGCAUGCCUUCAGACAAACAAACACAGGAUGACACGUCCUUCUCCACGUUCUUUUCUGAAACCGGAGCUGGUCGUCACGUACCUCGCGCCGUGAUGGUUGACUUGGAGCCGACCGUGAUCGAUGAAAUUCGCACUGGAACGUACAAGCAGCUAUUUCAUCCUGAGCAGUUGAUAACAGGGAAAGAAGACGCCGCUAACAACUAUGCAAGGGGUCACUACACGAUUGGAAAAGAAAUCAUCGACUUAGUUCUCGACAGAGUUCGGCGUUUGUCUGACAAUUGCUCUGGGCUGCAAGGCUUUCUCAUUUUCCACUCAUUCGGUGGCGGAACUGGAUCUGGUUUCACAUCUCUUUUAAUGGAACGACUGUCGGUUGAUUACGGAAAGAAGAGCAAACUGGAGUUCUCCAUUUACCCUGCUCCACAGGUCUCAACAGCCGUAGUGGAGCCCUAUAACUCUAUACUUACAACACAUACCACAUUGGAGCACUCCGACUGUGCUUUCAUGGUUGAUAACGAAGCAAUUUAUGACAUUUGUCGCCGUAAUUUGGACGUUGAGCGCCCAAGCUACACGAAUCUCAAUCGUCUUAUCUCGCAGGUGGUAUCAUCUAUAACAGCUUCGCUGAGGUUCGAUGGAGCCUUGAAUGUAGACCUAACAGAGUUUCAAACGAAUCUCGUCCCUUACCCGCGUAUUCAUUUUCCUUUGGCUACAUAUUCGCCCGUCAUAUCUGCUGAAAAGGCUUACCACGAAGCUUUGUCUGUGAGUGACAUAACAAACAUGUGUUUCGAACCAGCAAACCAAAUGGUCAAAUGUGAUCCUCGCCACGGGAAGUACAUGGCUGUUUGCUUAUUAUAUAGAGGAGACGUUGUUCCAAAAGAUGUGAACGCAUCGAUCGCCGCAAUCAAAACCAAACGCUCCAUCCAGUUUGUUGACUGGUGCCCCACUGGUUUUAAAGUGGGAAUUAAUUAUCAACCACCUACUGUCGUUCCUGGUGGAGAUCUUGCUAAAGUUCCACGUGCAGUAUGCAUGCUCUCUAACACGACAGCUAUAGCAGAAGCUUGGGCACGUUUGGAUCGAAAGUUUGACCUUAUGUAUGCUAAGCGAGCUUUUGUGCAUUGGUAUGUUGGAGAGGGUAUGGAGGAGGGUGAGUUCAGUGAAGCUCGUGAAGAUCUGGCAGCGCUCGAGAAGGACUAUGAGGAAGUUGGUAUCGAUUCCAUUGAGGGAGAUGGCGGAGAAGAUGGGGAGGAAUACUAA
Molecule: messenger RNA, 1353 nt
Organism: Ostertagia ostertagi
Lineage: Eukaryota; Metazoa; Nematoda; Chromadorea; Rhabditida; Trichostrongylidae
Source: the annotation of a GenBank genome assembly